AUGUUUCAACAAUUACAGGGCUUGUUACAGACCUCCUCCCAAAAUGAAAUGCUUGCAAGCAAAACAUUCCAUCAUGACGUUGCUUUGGAGAAGGACGAGGAAACAUUUCAAGAGUCCAACAACAAGUCUGAUGCGGAGUAUCAAGUCUUGUCAUCAUCAUUCAAGGAUUUACCUUUUGAAAUAAUCUAUGAAUGCAUUUCCUACUUGCAUGACAUUGAAAUUGUGUUUCGUAUCUCGAAUAUUUGUUCAGUAUGGAGAUAUGAAAUAGCUUGGCCGAUACUUCAUGCAAAAUGUUUGGUGUGGCUUUCAUCUGUGGAUUUUCCUCUACAAGAACAGCCAUGCACUCGGAAAAUUAUGAAUUUUGAAGAAUUAUUUCAAACAUCAGUAGGAAUGAAUUGUCUGCGAUUCAUGAUGAGAGAUUAUGUAGCACAAGCCGUACAUCUUCUAUUGAACAAAAAUGUUAUUGAAAUUGAGGAGAUGCGAACGUAUCAGUUGGAUUCAAACUCAUUGUCAUGUUUAUUACCCGAUUUGAAAUACUAUUUUUCGAAAUUUGCAACUCCUCCCAGUUUACUUCCAUUCAUCAAUAGGGAAGCCAUUGCACGAUCUUAUGCACCACUGAAAAAACCUGAAGAGAAAACAAGCUUUCUGAAACAAUUAUUGGUACCCAAAAAGAGAAAGACGUUGGGAGAUAUUCCAGUUCAAUACACCUUCAAGUCUCUGUUGUUUGGAAAGCAAAAACAAGGAAAACACAGUCUAUUCCAUGCAAUGAUGAGCAGAAAGGUCACAUCAGGUGCAAAUGAUCAACUACUUGAGUUUGGAGUUCGUUAUUUAAAGUUUGGAGAUGAAUUUUCCAUAAGAGGAGAAUUUUUCUCUGGGAUGCAUCAAACAAUGCUCUAUCACACAGCAAACCCUUUUCAAUCUUUGCAUAUUUUGUUUAUUUGUUUUGACGUUACUAAACGAAAGAGUUUUCAAGAAAUUGAAAAAGCCGUGUCACUAUUGAGGCAGUUCAAUAUGAGACAUGUCGAAGUUAUUGUAUUGGGAACAAAAUGUGAUUUAAAAGAUCAAGCUGCUGUGAAAAGACAAGAAGUGGAACAAGUCUUGAUUCAAUCCAAGCUAUUCGACGGAGCCUACUACAUUGAAACCAGUUGUCACGAUUUCAAGAGUGCAAACUUUGUGAUGUGGUAUGCAAAUAUGCUCACUUAUUGUAUUUAUCAAUUUACAUCAAGAAAACACAACAACUCUAUUUAUUCAGUAGCCGGAGCAGUUUCAGACUCUUCCUUAUCUUCAUAUUCAAAGUUUUCAGACUGA
Molecule: messenger RNA, 1308 nt
Organism: Naegleria lovaniensis
Lineage: Eukaryota; Heterolobosea; Eutetramitea; Acrasida; Naegleriidae
Exons: 1
Coding region: 1-1308 (435 amino acids)
Cellular component (GO): endosome; Golgi apparatus
Molecular function (GO): GTP binding; GTPase activity
Source: RefSeq, a predicted model, not a curated record